AUGUCUAUAGCCCCACAAUUUGCAUGGCAGGCUUAUCACCUCAAAAUGAUAUACACUGCUCCCGCUAAUCUCUAUAUAUCUCUUGCGAAGCGGUUGUACGAGGGGAAUCGGUUUGACGGCCAAGACGCUAAUCGAAGACGUUGUCAAAUUUACUUGGUCGAGGGUGCCAGUCAGCUGUCUACACGUCUAUUCCUGUGUCUCCUCGACCCCGACUUCGGGAACGGCAUAUUCAUCGCUUCUUCCGAUCUUACUAUGCUUGACCCUACGAAGAUCCGCAAGGCGGAUUCCGAGACGUUGUUUCUCUCGACCCCCACCUCCCAUAUCUCCAUCGUGUUUCCUUUCGGACGGCUUCGUGACCAGUUCGCGGCCCAAAUUGCGGAUUGGCUCAGUUCCAAUCGCCUAGAUUUUUCGACCCACCCUUCUCCGCCGGGAGAAGUAGUCUUCGGCAUGGAAAUUUUUUCUUUCGCCCUCCUCCUAUUCCAGGCCCACGAAGCUGUCAUGGUCGUUGCUGAACAUGACGUCAACAAGGUCGUCUCUGGGACUGCUGAAGAGCUCGGCAUAAGCUUCAAUUAUCUCGGUGGCGAUGAUACAGCGGACGGCGAUGAUGUGGAUGCAGCGGACGACGACGACGGAGAUGAAAGCGUCGCGGGCGACGCCGUUGCGGAUGUCGGGGUUGCGGAUCACAACGUCGCUGUUGAAUUCACGGAUUCUUGA
Trametes versicolor FP-101664 SS1 is the source of this 714-nucleotide messenger RNA. RefSeq lists its product as uncharacterized. Lineage: Eukaryota; Fungi; Basidiomycota; Agaricomycetes; Polyporales; Polyporaceae. The coding region runs from base 1 to 714 and encodes 237 amino acids. The record is from RefSeq and is a predicted model, not a curated record. The transcript has 5 exons.